AUAGAGAAAUCAAUUUCUUCACAGCACCUUCAAACAAAAAGGAACGAAACCAGUCAAAACCACAGAAGAGAGAAAAGGAGAAUUCGAUUCCUAAUUAAUUCUCACCGUCAACGAUGGAGGUUUCCGGCACCGUUCUAAGGAAUAUCACGUGCCCUUCCUUUUCCAUGCACGUGAAUUCCCGUCGUGGUGGUGGUGGUGGUUGCGUUACGGUGCCGGUGAGGCUGAGAAAAAAGGCGGUGGUGCGUUGUUGCUGCGGGUUCAGUGAUUCGGGGCAUGUGCGGUAUUACGGGGACGAGAAUAAGAAGAAGGAGAAGCAAACCGCUGUGUUGAGCACCAAGAAGAAGCUCAAGAUGCUGAAGAAACGUGUCCUUUUCGAUGAUCUUCAAGGAAACCUAACUUCGGAUGCUGCUGAGGUUUUGAUGAAGCAGCUAGAGCAAGUAAGGGCAGAGGAAAAGGAAUUGAAGAGAAAAAGGAAGCAAGAGAAGGAGGCAAAACUCAAAGCCUCUAAGAUGAACACCAACCCUGAUUGCGAAUCGUCAUCGUCAUCAUCUGAAUCUGAAUCAAGUGAGAGUGAAUGUAACAAUGAGGUGGUUGACAUGAAGAAGAACAUUAAGGUUGGUGUUGCGGUCGCAGAUUCUCCACCAAAGGCAGAAACCAUGAUAUAUACACCUCCCUUGUUGCCUGAGGAUGUUAGUGCUAAUGACCAUCAUCAUAAGGCCAUGGAAUUAUUCUCUAGAAACAAUGACAUAUCAGUUGGAAGCACUAAUGGUAGCCUUAAGAAUGAGAGUACUGCGGUUAUUAUCACUGAAUGUAUUCCUCAGAAGAGGAUUGAGGUAUGCAUGGGAAACAAGUGCAAGAAAUCAGGAUCUAUUGCAUUGUUGCAAGAAUUUGAGAGAGUGGUUGGUGCUGAUGCUGCUGCUGUUGGAUGCAAGUGCAUGGGAAAGUGCAAGAGUGCACCUAAUGUGAGGAUACAGAACUCUACUGCGGAUAAAAUAGCUGAGGGGCUCAAUGAUUCAGUUAAGGUUCCAGCUAACCCUCUUUUCGUUGGGGUUGCAUUGGAGGAUGUUGAAACCAUUGUGGCUAGAUUCUUGGGCGAGAAUCAGGAAAGUACUAAUGAAUAGUUUGCUGGUAUGCUGUUUGGAAAAUUGUACAUAUGUAGUGCCAGUACGGCAGUACCUAUCAGAUUGUUGUUUUAUUGUAUAUAAACACAGACAACAUAUUUUUGUGAGAUUCGAUUUCCUAAUUUAUUGGAAGUUCCAGAGCCUGAUUUGUGUCCAUUCGAGCUCGACUCAAACAUGGCCUGCCUUGCAGUCACAGCUAGCCUGAAUCCUACCCAAUCUAUGAAUUCAAAUUUGAGGGCCCUAUUUGGCAUUAAUAUUAAUAUAUUAAUAUUUCUUGUUA
Molecule: messenger RNA, 1401 nt
Organism: Arachis stenosperma
Lineage: Eukaryota; Viridiplantae; Streptophyta; Magnoliopsida; Fabales; Fabaceae
Product: diacylglycerol O-acyltransferase 3-2-like
Exons: 2
Coding region: 114-1121 (335 amino acids)
Source: RefSeq, a predicted model, not a curated record